Molecule: messenger RNA, 1239 nt
Organism: Larimichthys crocea (large yellow croaker)
Lineage: Eukaryota; Metazoa; Chordata; Actinopteri; Sciaenidae
Exons: 11
Coding region: 53-1057 (334 amino acids)
Cellular component (GO): membrane
Source: RefSeq, a predicted model, not a curated record
UAGAGGGGUUAACUUGCUGCUUUACCACAUUGCUGGUCACACUGUAUGAGACAUGCUGACAAUGAGGCUGACUUUCCUUUUGGCCCUGUACUUUAUGUGCGUGUCAUCAACUGAUGAAUACUUAGACGACGUUUGUGAGACUCAGACACUGAGCGCUAAAAUUGGCUCGUCUGUGCUCCUGCCAUGCAUCUUUUCAACAAAUAACCUAACCAACUGGGUGUCGUGGACCCACACCGCUCAAAUGGAGUACCUGGAACUGGUCAACCUCACAUCUAAAGGGCAAAUUAACUUUGCCAAUCCCAGAGAUGGCCGGAUAAAAGUCUACCCAAACCAGGGCUCAGAGGGGAACUACUCCAUUAGCAUCGAUGAGCUUGAAAUCUCUGACUUAGGGGGGUAUUGCUGUAAGCAUAGACAUCGGUGUGUUGAAGUGGAUUUGGUUGCUGAGACAGGUACAAAUGAAAAGAUGCUGCUGCUGAUUUUCAUUUGCGUUGGUGCAGCUGCUUUCAUUCUGCUGAUUGUGGGUGGAUACGGCUGCAUGAAAUGCAUAUUGUGGUGCUGUAAGAGAAGACAGGAUUAUACAGUCCAUCUCACUGGUGGAGGUGUCAGUGCUCCACCUGCAGAAAUAGGUGUAGUGCCAGAUGACCAGCAAAGAGGAGCAGACAAUCUUGUCUAUGAAAAUGAUGACCAAGGUCCAGUCAACCAGCAAGGCCAUGGAAAUCAUCCCAGCAUACCGGGAGCCUGCCCUGGUCAGGACAGGGCUCAGUCAACUGAAAGCACAACAUCGAUUUAUCCAAACUUGGGGCAGUUUCACUUGGAGAGGAUGGAAAGUCAGAGAAAAAAACAGAGAUUUCAUACAGAACUUUUAAACAGAUUACGGCCAGCAAGUCUCAGUCGGCAUUUCUAUGCUAACCAAGGUGAAAUCGCCAGGCAACAAGCCAUGUCAGCUCAGGCGGAGAAUCAUCGCAAAGCAGGUUUGGAGAAGAAGAAAGCCAAAGCAAAGUGUGAAUACAAAAACCCGAUUUACAACAGGAGCACAGACCAUCUCAACCACCUGUAGAGCAGCAAGGGCACAUUUUCAACAUCCUUUCAGUCACUGAUAUUUUAUUUCAUUGUAUUUUAUUUUACAUAAAUCUUUUAAACUUGAUACACGUCUUAUUGUAUCAUCAUUUUAUUGUGUGUGCAUCUAUUAGACAAUGAGUACUGUUUGGUUCAUCAAAUAAAGAUCAUCAAGUCAAAAAA